AUGUCAAAAUCAAAUCAACAUUCAAUUACAACUAGUCCUAUAGUCAUAUCUUCUCCAACAUUAUCUGGUCCCAUUAGAUCUUUACCUAUAUCAAAACCUCAACAAUCAUCAACAAUUUUAUCAAAUUUACGUGGUAAUGUCAUUUUAGUCACUAAAUAUAAUUUUAUUGCUGAAGGAGAAAAUGAAUUAUCAGUUAAUAAAGGAGAUUUAGUUAAAUUAAUUGAUCGAUUAGGUAAUGGUUGGAUAUUAGUCAAAUAUAUUGAUCGUGUACAACCUCCAGGAUUAAUUCCUGCUUCAUAUGUUGAUAUUGCCGUUAAUGAUCAAAUUAAUCCCAUAACUUUGACUUGGUUACAAAAACUUGAUGAUACACUAGAAGAAGAAGAAGAAAAAGAAGAAGAAAAAGAAAAUCAAUCUCAAUCUCAAUCUCAAUCAACUAAUCAUAAUCAUGCUAUUAAUAAUAUUAUUGAUGAAUUAAAUUAUUUAGAUUUACAAUUUAAUAAAGUUGAAUCGAAAUUUGUCACCAUAAAUAAUCGUCCUUAUCCUAUUCAAGCUUCAAUAUCAAAUUUCUUAUUAUUUAAUGGAAGAAUAUGGUAUCGAUUAGAUAUUGAAUAUAGUGAUAAAUCAAAAUCAUAUAUUUGUCGUUAUUAUCAAGAUUUUUAUAAUUUACAUAUUAAAUUAUUGGAUUUAUAUGAAAUUUUAUCUCAAAAUAAUAUUGGCAAUUCUAAUUCUAGUGGAACCAUUGGUGGACCCACUGGUGGUGGUGGUGGUGAUAAUAAUAAUAUCAAAUUACCUAAAUUACCUGAACCAAUACCAACUCAAAAUAAAAAUGAUGAUGAAAAUAAAGAAAUUUCAAUGUUAUUAAAAAGAUGUAAUGAAUUGAAUAUUUAUAUUAAUAAAUUAAUAUUAAAUAAAUAUUAUCAAACUUCUGAUCAAUUAAGAGAUUGGUUAGAAAUUAAAAAAGAUUUACCAGGAUUUAUUAUUAAUUAUUCUAAUAAUAAUGAAGAUAAUAUUAAUGAAAUAUCUAAUGAUGAAAUUAAUGAAAAAAUUUUACCUGGUUCAAUUAAUAUUGUUAAAAAUUAUUAUGAAAAAUUGAAUGAAUUAGAAGAAAUUGAAAAACAAAAACAAAAACAAAUUCAAGUUCAAGAAUCAAAAGAUACUAAAUUACCUCAAAGAUCUCAUUCAAAAAAUAUUUAUAAUAAUUAUCAACAAGCUACUCAUGCUUUGGUAGGUCAUAGUAAUAGUAUGAAACAUACAAUGGUUAUGUCUAAAACUGGAACAAUAAGACAUGUACCGAUUGGGUCUGGGGCUAGGUCUGGGUCUGUUUCUGGGUCUGGGUCUGUUUCUGGGUCUAGGUCAGGAUCCGUUUCUGUUUCUGUUUCUCGAUCCGGGUCUAGGAUUUCUGAUGGUAAAUCAUCACAUUCACAUCCAUCUCAAUCUGAUAGAUUUUCUUCAUCGAAAAGUAGUAAUACCCCAAUGACUAGAAAUAAUACCACUAUAAUUACAAAAUCACAUCCUCAUCAUAAUCAUCAUCAUCAUCAACAACAUCAAACUAAAAAUAAUAACACUGGUAGUACUGGUAGUACUGGUAGUAAUGGAUCAGAUAAUUUUUCUUCAACUUCACCAACAUCUUUAACUUCAAAUUCAACUUCAACAACAACAACAACAACAGCUUCAUCUUCAUCUUCAUCACCAACUCCAACACCAACUCCAACUCCAACUCUUUCAAUAACGAAAAAAAAUAGUGAGACACCAGUUGAUAAUAAUUAUAUACUAUCAUCACCAGAAAUGUCAAGAAUUACCAGUACCACCACAAGUAAUGGUAUUUUUCAAUCAAAUCCAGGGUCACCAUUAAUAGGACCAUCAGCGGCACCAUCAGCAGGACCACCAGUAAUACCCUUGUCAACACUGUCACCACUGUCACCAAUAUUUAAUUCACAAUCACCAAAAUUAAUCAAUAAUAAUUUGAAUUCUUCUAAAAUGGAUUAUAGUCCUAAACCUGGAUUUACUCCAAGAAUUAUCAAACCACCAACUCCAACAAUUUCAUCAACAAAUAAAUUUCAACCAACAACUACAUCUAUUACUAGUACAACAACAAAUUUUUCAACUUCAUCACCAAAAAUGUCACCAAUGGGAGGUCAUUUUAAUGCUAAUUUUCCUUCUUAUUCUCAAACCAAUGAUCUUAACAAUAAUAACAACACCAAUAAUAUCAACAACAAUAUCAACAACACCAACAAUAAGGCAAAACAUCAAAGAACAUUUUCUAAUCAAUUUAUUCGAUGUAAAAUAAUUGAUCAAAAUAAUGAUAUUAUUGUUAUUAAAUUAAAUAAAGGAGAAUUAAAUCUGAUUAAUGAUUUAAAAAAUUGUCUUAAAUCUAAAAUUAAUAUAAAUUUUCCACCUCCUUCAAAAAAUAUGUUAAAUCCAGAAUUAUUUAAUAGUAAUAGUAAUGGUCACGAUGGCCAUGAUGUUGAUGGCCAUGAUGUUGAUGUUGAUGAAAAAUUUAAUCAAAUAUUUAUUAAAUUACCAAAUUUAAAUAAUUUUGAAAAUAUUGAUAUGAUAAAAUUCAAUUUUUAUGAAUUUUUAAGAUUUAAUGAUAAAAUGUAUCUUAAAAUUGAAUGA
Messenger RNA from Candida dubliniensis CD36, 2616 nucleotides. RefSeq lists its product as uncharacterized. Gene Ontology annotation, biological process: conjugation with cellular fusion. The record is from RefSeq and is a predicted model, not a curated record. The transcript has a single exon. Gene Ontology annotation, molecular function: protein binding; phosphatidylinositol binding. Gene Ontology annotation, cellular component: mating projection tip. Lineage: Eukaryota; Fungi; Ascomycota; Pichiomycetes; Serinales; Debaryomycetaceae. The coding region runs from base 1 to 2616 and encodes 871 amino acids.